Molecule: messenger RNA, 411 nt
Organism: Lactuca virosa
Lineage: Eukaryota; Viridiplantae; Streptophyta; Magnoliopsida; Asterales; Asteraceae
Source: the annotation of a GenBank genome assembly
AUGGAAGCCCUUAUCGAACAAUUACAGUCAACUACGAGGAAGCCUCCCCAAGCAGUUCCUGUUACUACUGAGUAUCCAUCUAGGAGUGAUAAACACGAUUCAAAUGCCUCUCUGAUGCCAAGAAAACGAAGACGUAGAGAUCAAAGGUCGGGAGUGCUUAUUACUGAACCAGUACAACAGCCAACUUCAAUUGUUGAACUAGCCCAGGUUGAUCAGGAUGAUCAAAGCCCAAUUUUUUAUGAAGACUUCUUACCUAAUAAGGAAGCUUUUGCCUCAGGAAGCUCUUCUGCCCCACCACCUCCAGAGCACAAUUAUGCAUCUGUCAAGUUAGCCAAGCUACUUGCUUUUCAAGACUCUAUUCCUCAGUCAAGAGGAAAGGGAAUAUCUAUUGGCUCAGCCGCACGGAGGUGA